UUCCGGUUAUUUUUUUUUAUGAAAAUCCUUUUUUUAAAACCAAAAUGUCUUACCUGUGUGUAUGCUACAAUGAAUUAAUUUGAUUCACAUAUUUUGCAAUUAAGUAAAAACUUGAGAUGUCAGACAAACCAUUGGUCAUAGAUGUCAAUGGUCAUGAUAGCAACGAUUUCCUUGGAAAUGGAAUGGACAGCGAUUUGCUCAGUCCAAAGGAUGCCCCAAAGCCAUCUAUGCCAUGGUUUGGUAUGGACAUUGGAGGAACACUAACCAAGCUGAUAUAUUUUGAACCUUGUGAUAUCAUGGAAUUAGAACAACAAGGGGAAAAAGAAACACUUAAAACUAUACACAGGUACUUGGUCGGCAAUAUAGCUUACGGAAAUACGGGUAUAAGAGACACACAUCUAGAAAUGACAAAUCAGCAGAUUGGUGGUAAAAAAGGGACCUUACAUUUUAUACGAUUUCCUACCAGUGAAAUGAAUGCAUUCAUUAAUUUAGCCAAAUCUAAAAACUUUUCAACUUUAGCUUGUGCAAUAUGUGCAACUGGCGGUGGUGCUUAUAAAUUUGAAACAGAGUUUAAACAGAGAAUAAAUUUAACACUACAUAAGUUUGAUGAACUAGACUGUCUCAUCAAAGGUAUUCAUUAUAUAGAUCGUAAUUUUCCAUUAGAAUGUUACUAUUGGAAGGAUGCAGACAGUGAUAAACCAAACAGCUCGAAUAAAGUUCCGUUUGACUUCCAUAAUCCUUAUCCUUAUCUAGUUGUAAAUAUAGGAUCAGGUGUCAGUAUCUUAGCUGUUCGAGGACCAUUUGACUAUAAAAGAGUAUGGGGAUCAAGUUUGGGUGGAGGAACAUUCCUAGGUUUAUGCUGUUUAUUAACUGGCUGUAAUACUUUUGAAGAAGCAAUAGCAUUAGCUGCUGAAGGGGACUCACAUAAAGUAGACAAACUAGUCAAAGAUAUAUAUGGUGGGGACUAUAGCAGAUUUAACCUCAAAGGCGCAACUGUAGCUAGCAGUUUUGGUCAAAUGAAUAUACAAGAGAAAAGAGAGCAAGCUUCCAAAAGUGAUUUAGCUAGAUCAACACUUGUAACAAUAACGAAUAAUAUAGGUUCUAUAGCAAGGAUGGUGGCUACAACAGAGAAAAUAGAUAAGGUUGUAUUUGUAGGAAAUUUUCUACGUGUAAAUACUAUAUCUAUGAAGUUAUUAGCUUAUGCUAUGGAAUAUUGGUCAGAUGGUGCUCUAAAAGCCUUGUUCUUAGAACACGAGGGUUACUUUGGUGCAAUGGGUUGUAUAAUGGAGUAUGUGUCUAUGAGUCAAAAUUUCUCUACUUUUAAUUAGCAUUUAUAAAAAUGAACUGUGAUAUUUGUGGGACCAUUAUAGAAGUCAGAAGAGAAAAAUCUAAGAAAUUUGUCAUCUUAUUUGGGUUUGCUAUACAUACUUCUGGGUAAACCAUUUCAUUCAUUUUUAUGGGCAUAAGUGUCUGACAGAUAGUCAACAAAAAAGUUUGUAUCAAACAUUCAGAAGGAAUAUAUGUUCAGGUGAUGACAUAUGCAAGUAUGUAUGUAUGUAUGUAAAGUUCAGCAGCAUAAUUUUUUUGUAUUUCUUUCUUUGAUUUAAAUUAUAUUACUUACAGAUGCUAGAGUUAUUUCCCUUGCAAACAUUUAAUGUUUCAUUAGACUGAAUAAUGCAUAAUUUUUUUUCUUUAUUUCCAAAUUUGACCUAUGAGUUCUUUGCACAGAAUAUUCUUAUAGACUGGUCAAUUUAAUUAUCUUAAUUUAGUAACAGAAAUUAAGGAAUUAUUUUCAUGUAUAAUUCUUCAGAAGAUACAUGUUAUUUAUCGACAGUGCAAGACCCUCAUGGGAAGUCAAGGUCAUUUAACACCCCCUUGUAGCAUGUUAUUUUUCAAGUGUUAAGAUACUUAAAAGUUCAACUGCAAUUGUAAUUGAUGGCUAAUGUGUUCUCCAUCUUCUUUUAUUAUAUGCAUUAAAAAGUGUGAUGCAUCAACACAGACAACUCUAAUUAAUUUUGAAAAUAAAAGUGGUAUUUUUUCAAGAAAAUGCAUAAAAGAAAAUGUUUCAGUAAAAGAUAUUAAUUUUGUUUGAAAUUUUUCUUUUCAUCACUUAAAAAAAAUCUAAUGUCAUCGUUUAGAAUGUAAAAUUUUGAUCAAUCUGCUACUUGAAUUUUAUAGAGCAAAGUCUUCCUUUUAUUGUUUUUAUAUUAGACAAUUUGUUUUUUUGUGAGAGGCUAACGUGAUGUUUUUAUACAGAAUGAUGACUAAUUUAUUUUGUACAAACAUCUAAGAGCUUUUCCAGUUUUCAUCAAAAUUAAGAAUUAAAAAAAACUAUUAAUUAUUGAGAGCGUUGAUGGUGCUUCUAUGAAAAGAGAUUCGACAUAUGUUGCAUAGAUGAUUUUCAUCAAAUGCAUACUUUUGUUUGGUUGUAUUAUUUUUUUUCUUAGGUACAUUACAUUUAUACUGAAUGUGAAUGAAAGAUACAAAUCAUUAGUUUAUUCUUAUCAAAGGAAAUAACUCUUAGAUACAGGAGAUAACUCAUGUUAAAUCAAAAGGCAGGGGAUGUCUGUACGUCAGUUUGUAGUUUUCGUCUAACUGUUUUGAUAUAUUUGUACCAGUAUUUUUUAUACUGUAUGGGUAACACUGUAUAGAUAUUAUUACAUAAAAAAACCUGUUUAGGUUCAAGGUUUUUCUUUUUAUGCCAUGUCUUUACUAGUUUUAAAACAAUACGUCAAAAGUUAGCAAAGAUCUGUUUUAGUUUAUUUUAUUCAUUUUGACAUCGUUACUUUCUGUUGGAAAAAAAAAUCAGUUUUAUUUGCCUUAAACACUUUCUUUUAUCUUUUUUGUCAGUGAAUGUUCAAAAAUUCCCCUUAAUUUUCAAAUUUCUAGCUGAUUUUGAAAUGAGCACAGUAUAAUAGAAAUUAAAGUUUUUGAAAGCUGGUUUUUAAUAUAAAAACUUUAAAGUUUUUUUUUUAUAUUUUAUAAUUGUGUAAUUCAUGUAUUUGCUUCAAAGUGUUGAGAUUUGAGUGUUAUUCAAUCAGUGCAGCAAGUAUUUUUUUUUUUAAUUAAAAGCAUCAAAAUUGCUUUUACACAAAUAGAGAUAGCAACGAAAAAAUUAAUCAGAGAUUUAUCUUUUAAAUAUAAUUUCACAAAACAAAUGUUUUGGAUCAUUCAUAGUGAAAUCUGUACCUCUAUUUUAUAAACCCUUUAUUUUUUAUUUGUUAAUAAGAAAAGUGAGGUGAUCAUUCCAUGUAUAAUUUGUUACGUAAUUUAUUUUAUAUAGUUGAUUUGUAGAGUUAUUUUAGAUACACAGAGUUAGUGAGAAUAUAGUUUGUCUUUUAUUUAUUCAAUUUAUGUUUGAUCACCAUUUUUUUUUACCCUGUCAGCUGUUCCCUCUAUUUUCACAUUAUUACAGUAAUCAAAAUAAUUAUCAAUUUGUAUAUGACUUCAUACUUCCGUGUUAGGAUUUGAGCACUUCUGAUCAAGAGAAAUUUAGAAAAGUGGUUUAAGCGCACAAAAUUCUUAAAGUUUUGUUUUCAUUUAUAGUCAUAUUCACACUAUUUCUGUAAAUACUGUUCAAAUGAAUUUGCUAAAAUGGGAUUACAUUUAUGGAUGAAACAAGAAAUAAUUCAAUUGAAAAGAAUGUAUACACAACAAAUAUGAUUUUUAUUGUUUUGAGGUUAUAUACUUUUAUUUUCAUUUUUAAAGGAAAUGGCUACAAUCUCCACAAAACAUGGAGAUUUUAUUGUGUAGAUAGGAAAAAAGAAAACUGUGCAAAAAGUACUCUGCAAAAAAGGUUUAGUCUUAAAAUAUUGCCUUUCUUAAACUUCAUAGUUAAUGAUUAUAUCUAAUAGAUCAAGUUGCUUUCACUUUAUAUACCAAUGCACAGGAUAAAUUAACAAUGAUAAUUUUAUAUCUUUCAUGGUUUGAUGUAAACAGCCACAUAUGAGUCAAUAUAAUUAUACUAACUAUCUUCUUUUAUUUAAUACACAGUGAUGACCCAUUAUUAAGCUCAAAAUUAUAUAUAUGCCAAAUUUAAUUUUUAGUCGUAUAUUGGUAUCACGUUCGAAGACAUUUGGUUUCCAGACAAUAACUUUAGUAUUAGUAAAUAGAAAUCUAUGAAAUUUAAUCAUAAGGUUUAUAACCACAAAAGGAAGGUUGGGAUUGAUUUUGGGGGUUAUGGCUCAAACCGUUUGGGAAUUAGGGGAAAAAAGUGAGAAAAAACAAGGGUGUCCUGGUUAAUGGACAAUUACUUAAGUACAAAUUACAGUGUAAGGGAGGUAAUUCAAUCACAACUUUGAAUUACCUCCCUUACACUGCUUUUAAAUUAUGUAUAAAGAACUUUUGUGCUCGGCGAAGCAAUUUAUUUUAUUUGAUUUUAUAGAUAUAAUAAAUCUUGAUAUAUUUGAACAGGGCAGUAUUUAAAGGAGUUUGAAUUCAACUUAUUUCAAUUUUUAAAUUGUUCAACCAUUAUCGUAACUCAUAAUAAUUUCAUCUUUCUAUAGUAUGUUCAAAAUUUUGUUUAUAUUUGAAUUUUUUUUUUUUCUAUUUAUAACAUUAUUUUUUAGAAGUUUUUGGUUUCUUUUUUACAACAUUUCACAAUAGAGUCCUAUAGUAAUUUGUAAAAUUGCAAUACUGUAUUUUUUUUGACUAAAUCAUUCAUAUAAAACUAUGUUUUUUUCCCAAAAGAUAUUUUGAUGGUAUUUUAGGUUGGGUUUGAAUAAACUUGGUUCCAAUAGAAGCAGAAUUUUCUGAAGUAUGGUUGUUUAUUUGUUUAUUAUUUUGUCUUCCGUUGUUUUUGUUUUCUUUGUUUCCUUUAUCAUCAGAGAAUGAGAAUGUUUCAUUACCUCAUUACAAAUAUGUAAGCCAAAAAACAAAUAUAUUCGAAACAAUUUUGCAUUGUAUGAUUAUCAAGUUCAUAAUCAUCCAACCAGAAAUAACCACAAUAUCUUUUAAAAGAAUUGUAGCUUUAUAUGAAAUUUAUAGCAAAAAAUUUAAUGUGACAAAUAAUUUGUGCAUAACACAUCAUCCUAGUGUUUGCAUUGUGUAAUUGGGUUCAGAUAUAUUAAGGUAGCUUCAUACAAGAAUUUGUAGCACAAUAAAUCAAGAAGUGACUAUGAAUCAACAAUCUUUAACGACUUCUGGUUUGAUAACACUGAUGCUAGACUAUCAGUCUAUGGUAUCAUUCACCCACCAGUCAAUGCUUUGGCACUUGUUAAUAUUUAUUACACACAGUAUGUUAUUAUCAGAGAAAAGAUUUUGUGAUUUUGCAAAAACUUACAGUUUCAAAUUCUUUCAAACAAAAUUGACUAUAAGGGUACUUCCCUUUAGGCUUGAUUUGUAAUGCAGCUGUUUUUUAUUUUUGACCGUUUGAAUGUUACUGAUGAAGAGUAAUUCUGAAAAGCAAUUUGAACACAGCAAAUUCAGUAGGUUUGAAGACUGUUAGAAGAAAAACAACAAUUAAAAAGUUGUUCUUCUGCUUUUGUUUAUUUCCAUAUGUACAGGGAUUAUUUCAUGUCAUGAAGGUUUUAUACCAUAUCCAUUUGUUUUAACUUUCAUUAAGCUUUGUAUCAAAUUAAAGAGGAGGAGAACACUUAUAUAUAACUGGUUGUUUUAUUUUACAAUAAUUGUGUUGAAAACAUCAUACAGAUAUUGCUUAUAUUUUUUUCCUUUAGAAAGUUGUAAAGACUUACCUUAAUCUUUUACCACAUUAGAAGUUUGAGAUUUGAUUUUUUUUAAAUGAAUGUAUUUAUAAAAGCAGAUGAGACACUGCACAAAUGUUUUCUUUAAUUUAGUGGUAUUAUCCAUGAUUCUACAUGAUCUUUGAAUACUAAGGAAACAGAUAUUUUCAAUGGUUUGUGUAAUGUCAGAAAUUAAGAAUUUAUUGAAAUCCAUGAAAAAACUUUUUUUUUACUAUGAAUAUUGGUACCAACUAACCAAUACUUUUUUUAAAGUCACAAGUGUCAGAUUUGUAGACAUACAUAAGUAAUUGCUAUGAUGUAUUUCUCAUCCUCCAUAUGAACCUUUCUGUACCUGUAAUGUUUAUCAUUGUUGGUCAAAGGGAAUGUCUAUUGUUGUCAAGGAAUUGACCUGGUAAUGUAUUUUUAUGUAUAAUUAUAUAUAUUAAAAAUAGAAAUGCUUUGUCAUAUAUAAACAGAAUUUACAUUUAUAGAACUAUAAAACAGACUUUUGAUUUGUAGAAUUAUAAAACAGACUUUUGAUUUAUAGAAUUAUAAAACAGACUUUUGAUUUGUAGAAUUAUAAAACAGACUUUUGAUUUGUAGAAUUAUAAAACAGACUUUUGAUUUGUAGAAUUAUAAAACAGACUAUAGAUUUGUAGAAAUCAUUCUAACUAGGCAGCAUGAUCUUAUUUACCUAGGAUUGCAAGUUUUCCUGCAGAUGGUCGUGGUUCUCUCUGGGUACUCUUGUUUCUUCAACUAAUAAAAACUGGCCACCACGAUACAGUAAGUUGUGCUGAAAGUGGAGUUAAAUACUAAUUAUCAAUCAAUCUAAUUAGACAGAGAGCAUAAAUAUUUUUCAUCCCAGAGAAUCAUUUUUUCCAGACAUAUUUGUAACUUAUGGUAAAUUUGUGGAAUUUACCACAUUGUAAUUAUAGCCAUUCAAAUGUCAGACAGAGGUAAUGAUUUAUAUAUUAUUUUUUUAUUCAGUUUUGUAUAAUUUAUUGUACAAUUUUAUUAUCAUUUUGGUUGAAAAAAAGAAAGGAUGAUAAA
Molecule: messenger RNA, 6731 nt
Organism: Mytilus californianus (California mussel)
Lineage: Eukaryota; Metazoa; Mollusca; Bivalvia; Mytilida; Mytilidae
Product: pantothenate kinase 3-like
Exons: 7
Coding region: 117-1328 (403 amino acids)
Biological process (GO): coenzyme A biosynthetic process
Cellular component (GO): cytosol; nucleus
Molecular function (GO): ATP binding; pantothenate kinase activity
Source: RefSeq, a predicted model, not a curated record